This is a messenger RNA of Misgurnus anguillicaudatus (oriental weatherfish), 4158 nucleotides long. Lineage: Eukaryota; Metazoa; Chordata; Actinopteri; Cypriniformes; Cobitidae. The record is from RefSeq and is a predicted model, not a curated record.
UCAGGACUGUUUAACUCAGUACUUAAACACACACAUGUAGAAAAGGGUUCCUCAGAUCUUUUCCUGGAGGGCGGGACCACUGCAGAGUUUAGCUCCAACCCUGACCAAACACACCUAAACAAGCUAAUCAAGAGAUUUGACUUGAAUACUUCAGUGAGAAACAUGGCCAGUAAAAGACAAAUAUCAAAGCAGAAUUUAGGGCUUACCGUGGCUAUCCUGCUUACCCAUGUGUUAGAGGUGGCAACAAAUGAUUUCCAAGAAACAAGCAUGGGUUUACAGUUUAGCUACAUAGAUGAACCACGGCAUCACAUAAGACAAAGACGAGCAGACCCAUACACAGACUAUGUGGUUGAAAUUGAGAUGCAUGCAUCAGACAUCUCUGUGAUCAAUGAGCUGAAGAUUUAUUUGAAUGAGUUUAUUCAAAAUCAUACUGUGUUUAACAAUGUGACAUUACUUGAAUCAAACUUCACAACAGUUUGCAGCAUGUUACCAAGUAACACUGAUUACCAGUGCAAUUGUGAGAAUGAGUAUUUCUGGCCUUGUGACAACUGUAUAAAAUAUGGGAGUUGUGGCAGCAUCACCAACAACGAAUGCAGAUGCAUCAAUGCUUUUCCAAAUAAUUUCUGUCAGCCAAUCAGCGAGAUGACAGAUGCCACAGCAUGUCACAAAAGAGUGAUUACAAUGUCAGUGGAAAUCAACGAAAUCUUUGAUACCAGCCUCACCAACCCUGCAGAUGACAAUUACAAAACUAAAGCUCAACAAAUUGAGUCCACAAUUAACAAGGGUUACAAAUCUCUGUCUAACUAUGUAAAUGGUUCUGCAAAAGUCACUGGCUUCAGGUCUGGUAGCAUUAUAGCAGACUACACAAUUAAUUCAAUAUCCGACAGCCCUGAUUUUACAUCAGCAAACAUAAACGUUUCGGGCCUCCCUUUAAUUCAGAAUGCAUUUUCUUUAACUGAAGAAACAAUUUUCUUCAACAGAACAGAUAAAAUAUAUCCUAAACAAAGCGUAACACUUUACUGUCCACAAUCUGUUAUGGGACCGAUAGUGUGGAAAGUAAAUGAGAAAGAUCUAGACAGAAUUAAAUACUCUUUUGGUCCAGACAAUAGUACACUCACUGUGAAAGCUGCUGAUGUCAGUGACAGUGGCAGAUACUCCUGCAUCUUACAAACAAAUUCUUUACCCUACAUCCAGUGGCAAAAUAUUGUUAUUGAACAAGAACCCAGUAUCAUAGUGGGUAAUAAUGAACAGGUUUAUCCCUGUGAAGAUAAAAUUGUUGAACUCACAUGCUGUGUUAAUGGAGACUACAGUAUUGAAUGGGUCCUGAAUGGCACUGUGCAAAGUUCAGGGUCAGGUUGUAUCGCAGUAAAUCAUACGAUCCAAAAGAUAAAUUGUAAGGAAGAUAACUAUACAUGUCAACUCCAGAAUUUACCACAAUUACAUGAUUACAGUUAUAGCAGGAGCAGUGUCACAGUAAAGACAAGCACAGAAGAUUUUCCAUGUAAAAAUGAAACGUUUGAACUUGGAACACCAAAUCAAACAACUGAAAAGCCAUGCGAUGCAGGCAAGGAAGGAAGCAUAAUAUAUACAUGUGUACAAGAAGGAUGGAUCAAAACACAGGACAACUGUGUAGUCAAAGCUAUCAAAGAACUUGAAUCCAGAGCUCAGGUCUUGGUUGUUGAGGAUAUUCCAAAAUUUUUGGAAGAGCUCAGUAAUGAAACAUAUAAAUAUAAAAAGGAUAUAACAGAUUCUGCUGCGACUAUUCAAACAAUUGUUGGGAUUCUCAUAAUAGUUGCUAACAUCUCACAAAACAUUACUAUCAAUAAGCCUGUGAUUGAGAAUUUUCUUAACAUAGUUGAAAAUAUUACAUCAGAUGAAUCCAAAAACACAUGGACAGGAUUGAACAAUGGCGACAUGACAAAAAGAAAUGUCAGCACUAAUCUUCUGCAAGCUAUUGAGACUAUAAGCAGCCAUCUCUCAGAUGUGGACUUUUCUAUAACAAAACCAUCCAUUCAGUUAAAUAGGACUAUAACUGAUGAUAACUCUAAGAAUAUCGAUGUAAAUUCUCACCUGGAGAACUCAACUACAGGUUCUGAAAUUCGGAUACCAAAUGUUCCUAAAUCAACCGCCAUAACCAUCAUCAUCUUCACAAAGCUUGACAAUGUUUUACCAACUCGAAAGACCUCUGUUAAUGACAAGACAUCAGAAAACAUCAUCAAUGGGGACGUGGUUGUUGUUCGAGUCAACCAAACAAUUCAUAACAUUUCAUUUACUUUCAAUAUUAAGAAUGCAUCAUUGGAAAAUCCUCAGAGUGUUUUUUGGAACUUUUCUCUGGACCAUUGGGAUUCCACUGGAUGUAAAGUCAAGAGCUUUGGGAAAGAAACAGUAACAUAUGAAUGCGACCACACAACCUCUUUUUCAAUCCUGAUGUCACCGUAUGCAAUAAAUAACCGUGCCUUAGCCUAUAUCACAUACAUUGGUGUAGCUAUUUCAUUAGCCAGCUUAAUUCUGUGCCUCAUCAUUGAGGCGAUCGUAUGGAAGUCAGUGACACGAAAUGACACAGCGUACGUGCGUCACGUCUCAAUAGUCAACGUUGCGGUGUCACUGCUGAUCGCAAACAUCUGUUUCAUCAUCGGAGCUGCAAUUGCAGACAAAGAGCAGCCGCCCUCAGUGGAUCACUGCAGUCCAGUAGUUUUCUUCAUGCACUUUUUUUACCUGGCUGUUUUCUUCUGGAUGUUCAUCACAGCACUUUUGCUCCUUUACCGCACCGUCAUGGUCUUUUCUCAGAUGUCAAGGACGAAUAUGAUGGUCAUUGCAUUCACUGUUGGUUAUUGUGCACCUUUGCUCAUAGCGGUUAUUACCGUUGCAUCCACAGCUGGACCUAAAAACUAUAUUUCAAAAGAAGAUGUAUGUUGGCUGAACUGGGAUGAAUCUAAGGCCCUGCUGGCAUUUGUGAUUCCAGCUUUGACUAUUGUUGCCUUUAAUCUCAUGGUUUUGAUUGUGGUUUUGUGUAAGAUGGUCAGGAGAGGAGUUGGUGCUUUAACUAAUUCAAAUGAGAAACACAUUCUUGUGGUCAUUGCCCGAUGUGUGGCCAUUCUGACUCCUAUCUUUGGUCUAACAUGGGGAUUUGGCAUUGGGACCAUGGUGUCACGUAACUUUGGCUUUCAUGUGAUGUUUGCACUCCUCAAUUCAUUUCAGGGAUUCUUUGUUUUGGUGUUUGGAAUACUUUUAGACAGCAAGGUCCGUGAGUCACUGGCAGGAAAGCUGUCAUUAAAGAACCUCAGUUCCAGUCCUACCAGGGGCACUAAUGCCGGAACAUCAUCUACAGGUGGACUGGGUAUCCUACGAUGGCUGCGUAGGAGAAAUGUGUACAACUUGUCUGAUCCCAGCCCAGCUACCUCUGCUAACAGCUCCAGUGGCUCUCAUUAAAUCCCUAAAUAACUACAUCCAUUACCUAAAACCAGCUGACUUAUUUAAAAGUCUGUUACAUACAGUAUCUAUGUACAGAAUAUUUCACUUUAUGUUACUCUUUUGGAAAAGAAAUAUGUGAAGAGUUUCGUUGCAAAACGAGAUAAAUCCAUUUUUUAACAUUUUUGUCAAAACAUGUUUAUUAUUAUGUUAUCAUGUUAUUAUUGUUUUUUGGUGCUACUUAACCAACUGCAGUUGAAUUGAAAUUAAUUGGAAUGCACAACCAAAAAACAAGAUUUCUGAACAAUUAAAAAAACGGUGGAUAUCUCGUUUUGCAACGAAACUCUUCAUGUGUUCUGUAAUCAAUGUUCUUACAUGAUUUUAUUUAAUAUACAUUGAAAUAAACAUUAAUUUGGGGGAGGCAGGGGCUAGCAAGCACUCCAGUGAAUAUUUAUCAUGGUCUUUUAAGGUAAAUUUAUUUAUAGCCACAGCUUACCUUGGGUAGGUCACAUUACAAUUAAAUCUUUGAAAUGUUAAUUUUUCGUUUGGAUGAUUAAAGUACAUUUGGUACUGUAGGUGCUUUAAAUCAACUUACAAAACAAACAGUUUUAUUCCAAACCUUUGUGAACUUCUUCAAAUAUUCACUUUAUGUAUAAUAUUAGACAUUUGAAUUAGGAAUUGUUAUUCAUAUUAUUAUCUAUAACCUGUUUUUAACCUGUAUUAUCCAAAUAAAUUCCUAUAGUCAAACAC